This is a messenger RNA of Prosopis cineraria, 1521 nucleotides long. Its product is annotated as UV-B-induced protein At3g17800, chloroplastic-like. The record is from RefSeq and is a predicted model, not a curated record. The transcript has 2 exons. NCBI's taxonomy places the organism in Eukaryota, Viridiplantae, Streptophyta, Magnoliopsida, Fabales, Fabaceae. The coding region runs from base 140 to 1303 and encodes 387 amino acids.
CAAUUAUCACUCUAUCACCAAAAUUCCCAUCUCUGAAGCCCUAUCCAUAGCCAAAGAUAUUUCUGCUCUUCAGUUCAAUCAACCCAUUCUUUCUCUCUCUGCCUCUGCGAUUCUCUUCAAGCUUUCCACUAACCUUUUCAUGGAAAAUAUUCUCUACCACCCAUCACCCACAUUGGCUGUACCCCGAUUGACCCAUAGCCUUUGUCUGAGACCCAUUUCUAGAUUCAUCUGCAAUUUGCCCGGAAAACCCAGUUUGGGUUGUUGUUUCAACACUAGGAGGAGGCCCGGCAACGUUAAGGCGAGUGCUGGCGCGAGUCACUGUGAGUUCAGUAGCCUGAACUCGCCGCUAGAGCCGAAAUCGCAUGUGGGUAAGUUUCUGAGCGGUGUGUUGCAGAACCACCGCCAGAUGUUCCACGUCGCGGUGGCGGAGGAGCUCAAGCUUUUGGUCGAUGAUCGAGAUGCUGCAGCUGCUCGCAUGGCGCUCACCACAGGUUCCGAUGAGGACUUGCUUCACAGGAGGAUUGCACAAAUGAAAGAGCAUGAGUGUGAAAUUGCAGUACAAGAUGUCAUGUAUUUGCUGAUUUUUUACAAGUUUUCAGAGAUCAGGGUUCCUCUGAUUCCAAAGCUUUCUAAAUGCACAUACAAUGGCAGGCUAGAGAUAUUGCCUUCUAAAGACUGGGAGCUUGAGUCCAUUUACAGCCUGGGGAUUUUGGAUUUGAUUAGGGAGCAUGUGACAAGUAUGACCGGUUUGAAAGCAAAAUCUAGUGUGACUGAGACCUGGGCAACAACUGAGAUUCAGGAAUUCUUGCUUGCUCGAAUUUAUGUUGCCUCUAUACUAUACGGUUACUUCUUGAAAUCGAUUUCAUUGAGAUACCACCUAGAACGGAGCCUAUCUGUCGCUAACCAUGGUGAUCACAGGACCACCCUUACAAUUCGCGAUCCACACGCAUAUGAAAUCAAAGAUAUAAUCUUUGGCCUAAUGGGUAACAAUCAAUCUGUAGGUCAAGGGGUAAUGAAGCAGGAAGAGGAAAUCAAAGAUAUGAAAUGUUAUGUGACGGGAUUUCACCCAGGGCUGUUGGAGAGAUUUGCCAAACUGAGAUCUAAGGAGGCUGUGAAUUUGGUGGAAAGUUAUAGCUUGGCACUUUUUGGUAAUGAGGAAUCUGGUUUGGUUGAGAGCAACAAUGUGAUUUUGACUUCAUUUUCAACUCUGAAGAGGCUAGUCUUGGAAGCAGUUGCUUUUGGGUCAUUCUUGUGGGAGACAGAAGAUUAUAUUGACAGUGUAUAUAAGCUUAGAGAUAACUAAAUAGCAUAAAUUAAAGUCACAGGUAUUGUGAUUUAGUUAGGUUCUGGUGCGAUGACUUUGUGUAUAUACAUCAGAGCAUGUUCUUGGCUUUCAACUUCUGGGAAAUCUUUCUAUUGUACAGGUUUCAGAAGCCUGAGUAAUGUAUAGUUUGAAGGCUUGAUCUUUAUUUAUGAUCACUGAUGCCCAGAAUUUUAAUAAUAUAGACUAUAGUGACAGAA